Effrenium voratum is the source of this 408-nucleotide messenger RNA. NCBI's taxonomy places the organism in Eukaryota, Dinophyceae, Suessiales, Symbiodiniaceae. The record is from the annotation of a GenBank genome assembly.
AUGGUCAUGCUGGACUUCGGCGCUAUGGUUGCCCAGCACCAGCUGCGCAACGGGCAGUUCUUUGCCUUUGAACACCCGGCGGGGGCUACCAGCUGGUCGCAGCCAAGCCUUCAGGCUUUGGCAAAUGAUCCAAGAUGCUUUUCGGUGGACUUCGACCAAUGCCAGGUGUGUCUCCGAUGCCCAAAAACUGGGAAGCUGAUCAAAAAGAGAACACGCCUUCUGAGCAAUGCACCUUUGAUCAAGGACAUCUUCGCGCCGCUCCAGUGCAAGUGCACAAGUCCGCAUGCCCACAUCGAGGGAAGCGUGAAUGGCAUGAGCCUCUCUGUCUUCUGCCAGCACUACCCCGCAGAGUUCUGUGAGAAACUGGCCGAGGCAGUUCAGCUCACGGUGAGGCGUGUUGAGCGCUGA